Molecule: messenger RNA, 1395 nt
Organism: Penicillium paradoxum
Lineage: Eukaryota; Fungi; Ascomycota; Eurotiomycetes; Eurotiales; Aspergillaceae
Product: PPIL4 family peptidylprolyl isomerase
Exons: 4
Coding region: 1-1395 (464 amino acids)
Biological process (GO): protein peptidyl-prolyl isomerization
Cellular component (GO): nucleus
Molecular function (GO): RNA binding; peptidyl-prolyl cis-trans isomerase activity
Source: RefSeq, a predicted model, not a curated record
AUGAGCGCGCUCUUAGAGACCUCCCUGGGCGACAUUGUAAUUGACCUGCUGGUGGAUGAUGCGCCCAAGGCGUGUGACAACUUCUUGAAGCUGUGUAAGCUCAAGUAUUACAAUUUCUCGCCCGUCCAUAGUGUCCAAAAGAACUUCACCUUCCAGACCGGCGACCCGCUUGGCCCUGACGCCCCCGAGAGCGAUGGAGGAUCUUCAGUAUGGGGUCUGCUGGACGGACCGUCGAAGAGGACAUUCCCCAUUGAGAUACCGCGCAAGCUGAAACACUUGGAGCGCGGUACUGUGAGCAUGGCGACGGUACCGGCCAAGAACGAUCCCGACCAGCGGCUAGCCGCCAGUCAGUUCAUUAUUACACUUGGGGAUAACCUGGAUUACCUGGAUGGGAAGGCCGCCAUCUUCGGCAAGGUUGUCGAGGGCUUCGAUGUCUUGGACAAAAUCAACGAAUCCUUUAUUGACGAUCGAGGUCGACCACUGAAGGACAUCCGUAUUCGUCACACUACUGUUCUUGAUGAUCCCUUCGAUGACCCGCCUAAGCUGGUUGAACCGGCUGAAAGUCCAGUACCCUCCAAGGCCCAAUUGGCCACCGUCAGAAUUGCGGAUGAUGAGGACUUGGAUGAUGAUAUGGAUGAAGAUGCUAUGGACAAGCUACGUCGGGAGCGCGAGGCUCGUGCGCAGGCACUGACAUUGGAGAUGGUGGGAGACUUGCCUUUCGCCGAUGUCAAACCCCCAGAGAAUAUUCUUUUCGUUUGCAAACUCAACCCGGUCACACAAGAUGAGGAUCUAAAUCUCAUCUUCAGUCGCUUUGGAACGAUCUUGUCUUGCGAGGUCAUCCGGGAUAAGCGCACUGGGGACAGUUUACAAUAUGCCUUUAUUGAAUUCGAGGAGCAGAAAGAUUGUGAGCAGGCAUACUUCAAGAUGCAGGGGGUUCUGAUUGAUGACCACCGGAUACAUGUGGAUUUCUCACAGAGUGUGUCCAAAUUAUCCGAGAGUUGGCGCCACUCUACUGUCACCAGGCGCCGACAGAGAGGUGGAUUUGGUGGUGUGGAAGAUCUUGAGGCGAAGCGCCAGUACCGAGAGCUAGAUGAUGAGCCUCUAGAUGAGGAUGAUCCUAGAUAUCGCAUGGUCUUUGACAAGCGAAACAAGAGCAAGGACGCUCCCGCCCCGACCCGCGAGGUCCCUCGCGAGGCCCCGCGUGAGACAGCCCCAGAUCGAAAUCGCAAUUAUCGGCGUGAUCGAGGCAGUCGAAGCCCCCGUCGAGAUGGACAGGAUCGAUACCGUCGUCGAUCCUACAGUCGGAGCCCUCGAAGAGACUCCCGGAAAGACCGAGAUCGAGAUCGAGGCCGCUACAAUAACCGUGAUGAUCGUCGACGGAAUGACCGAUAUUAG